UUCUCGUUUCUCUCACUCUCUCUGAGUCUCUCUUUCUCUCUCUCUGUCCGUCUCUCUCUCGCAUCAGUCUUUGAUCUUUCUUUUUUUUGAACUUUUUGGAGUUUCCAUUUCUUCUUUCUUGUGUGCUAACCUGCGCACUCUCUUGCUGCCUAGCUUGCGCGCCUGAGAUGUCUCCGGCUAUAACAACUACGGCCAUACUUGUGAGAAUCUCGAGGUACAGGAGGGCGUAGUGUUGGGUUUUUGAGCAAGAUCAAGCGGGCUAAGAUUCAGUCUCUGCGGGACCCAGACCUUCAAAUGGACGGCCAGAUGACGCAGUCCAAGCUUACUAGAACCAAUUCGUCACUUCUCCGGUCGUCUCCCACUAUCCGAUCAUCAAUCCAUAGCCUUUCCUCGGUCACCGAGGAGGACGCGGUGAGAGCGUACCACCAAGAACAACAAGAAGACGAUGAGGAGAAGGAAAUUAAGCCCCUUAAGCCCGGUUCAACUCCGAGAAGGAUUGGGUCGACCAGGUUGACUCCGGUAGCGAUCAUAGUGUCACUCACUUUUUUCUCACUCUUCAUUGUUUCAUUCUUUUUCUUCUUCUAUUUGAGAAGGGAAGAGAUACCCUCAUCCGAGAAUCUGUUGUUGGCCUUGAUUUUCAUCGCAAUAACACUCUUCUUUGCGAACAAGAACAAGAAUUUGAUAAAUCAGAGCUUUUCAAUCCUCAAGCAAUUGUGGGAGGAAAACUCAAAGAAAUUUCGGUCAACUUCGCGGACGAAUUCAAAGACGGUCCAAUGGUUCAUUGGGGAUUCAAUCCCAAGGAAACCCAGUAUGGAGAAGCAAAUCAUACGCGAAGGAGUAGAGUUUUACAGCAACGGAGAUUUCUACGAAGGGGAAUUUCACAAAGGGAAAUGCAAUGGGAGUGGAGUCUAUAACUAUUUCGCGAAUGGGAGAUACGAGGGCGAUUGGGUUGAUGGGAGAUAUGAUGGGUAUGGGAUUGAGAGCUGGGCGAGAGGGAGUAGAUAUAGGGGUCAGCAUAGGCAGGGAUUGAGGCAUGGAUUUGGGGUUUAUAGAUUCUACACAGGGGAUUCUUAUUCAGGGGAAUGGUUCAAUGGGCAGAGUCAUGGGGUUGGGGUGCAGACUUGUUCUGAUGGGAGCUGCUGUGUGGGUGAAUUCAAGUAUGGUGUCAAGCAUGGUCUUGGAGCUUAUCAUUUUCGGAACGGAGACAGAUAUGCAGGAGAGUAUUUUGGAGACAAAAUUCAUGGAUUCGGUGUUUAUCACUUUGCGCAUGGCCACUGCUACGAGGGGUCAUGGCAUGAAGGCCUUAAGCAGGGGUAUGGCAAGUAUACUUUCCGGAAUGGCGACACCAGAUGUGGUGAAUGGGAUGCUGGCACCCUUAAAAACCCUUUAGCCCCAUUAACCGAUGCUGUCCUUCGAGCAGUUCAGGCUGCAAGGAAAGCAGCAGAGAAUGCCAUUAACCUUCGCAGAGUUGACGAUCAGGUGAACAAGGCGGUUCUGGGUGCUAACCGAGCUGCUACUGCUGCUAGAGUUGCUGCUGUCAAAGCUGUUCAAAACCGGAUGGACCGCAGAUUUUGUGACACAAAUGUCUAAUGGGAUUACUUUUGUUUUAAAGUUGUAAAUUUUACUAAUUUCCUCUUCCUGUGCUUGGAAAGAUGACAAGCCGGUGAGCACAAGCUGAUCGGAGGUUGAGAGACAGAGAGAGUUUUAGGGUUUCGUUCAAUCGAUAUCACACCACUGUAACUUGUACAUAAACCAUGUAUAUUUGAUGGAAAAUCAAUUUUUCAAGAGGAGUUCUCCCUGUAAA
Messenger RNA from Tripterygium wilfordii, 1804 nucleotides. RefSeq names its product MORN repeat-containing protein 1-like. Bases 295 to 1590 code for a protein of 431 amino acids. NCBI's taxonomy places the organism in Eukaryota, Viridiplantae, Streptophyta, Magnoliopsida, Celastrales, Celastraceae. The record is from RefSeq and is a predicted model, not a curated record. The transcript is spliced from 3 exons.